AUGUUUCCGAAAGGUGAAGAAUUUGCAAAGGAUAAGAUGAUCUUUAUGUGGAUGGCUGAUGGGUUCCUACCAGAAAUCAAUGGGAGAAAAAUGGAAGACACGGGGAAUGAUUACUUCCUUGAGCUAGUAUCAAGGUCAUUGUAUGAACCACAUCCUUCUCAUGAAGAAUGCUUCAUUAUGCAUGAUCUAAUCCAUGAUCUGGCACAAUGGGCUGCAGGGGACAUCUGUUGUUCUAUGAUAGAUAGCAUGGAAGUAAAUAAAGUUCAUAAGAGAACUCGUCAUAUGUUUGUUCGUGCAAAAGUUGAUACUCAAAGCUUGGAAAGCGAAUUCAAGGUUAUUGAGGAAGGUUGUUCGCUACGAACUUUUGCCUAUCCUAGGAUGCGUUUGUAUGACAUGUGUUUGAAAGAUCUCAUCCAAAGUGCUCGAUACUUACGCGUGCUAGAUCUAAGUUAUCUGCAAUUGUAUGUAUUGCCAGAGUGCAUCGGUGAUCUAAAACACUUACGGCUUCUUAACCUUUCUAGCACAAAAACAGUAAAAGUGUUGCCAGAAUCAACUAGCGAACUUUUCAACCUCCAAACCUUACUGUUAGAUAGAUGUCGAUCUCUUCAAAAGCUUCCGGCAAAUUCUAAAUUCUUGAUCAGUCUUCGCCACUUAAGGAUCGAAGGCACUGCAUUACAGAACAUGCCGGUGUGGAUUGGAAAAUUGACAAACCUGCAGACAUUGGACAAGUUUGUGUUAGAAGCUGGGGACGGGUCCAGGGUAAGUGAGCUGAGGGAAUUGAAUCAUCUCCAUGAUGAAUUACGUCUAAUAUGGGAAGAGGAUUAUGAUGAUAGUAAAGAUGAUGUGUCAGAGGAUUAUGAUGACAGUGAAGAAGAUGUAUCAGAGGAUUAUGGUGAUAGUGAAGAAGAUUUGUCAGAGCAUAACGAUGAUAGUGAAAACGAUGUGUCAAAGCAUGAUGAUGAUAGUGAAAAAGAUGUGUCAGAGCAUGAUGAUGAUAGUGAAAAAGACGUGUCACAGCAGGAUGAUGAUAGUGAUAACACUUUGAGAGGUGUGCUGGAGCAGCUGAAGCCUAACAGUUCCAUCAAAAAGUUUGAGUUGAAGGGUUACAGAGGAUUGACAUUGCCAGCUUGGUUAGGAGAUGUCUCUUUGAAGAACAUGGUUGACAUAAAGCUGGUUAGAUGUGAGAAAUGUGAAUGGUUGCCUCCUCUAGGACAACUACCUUUGUUGAAGAAUCUUUGCGUCAAAGACAUGGAUGGUAUUAAGCAGGUAAGUGAGGAAUUUUAUGGUUAUCGUAAUUGUUCAAUUCCUUUUCCAGCUCUGAGAGCUCUACGUUUUGAGUAUAUGAGAUCUUGGGAGAAGUGGGUGCACUCAUCACCAGUUCACGAUAACAGAGCAUUCCCCUGCCUUGAAGAGCUUUCAGUCCUAAAGUGUCCUUCACUGCAAGGUGAUCUACCUCCACAUUUCCCUUCUCUUGAAACACUGCAAAUCAAAUGCUGCAGGGAUUUGAGUAUCUCACUUCCAUGCCUUCCUUUGCUCGAGAAGCUCCGGGUAGAGAGAUGUAAAGUAUUGUCUACUUCUGCAGAUGUUAUUUUCUGUUCAGAAAUGUAUCUCGAGAGAAUUUCAGAAAUCACAGGCUUUCCUGGGUGUUGCCCUCACCUUCGAGAUCUGGAAAUAGGAGAAUGCAAUGAACUCAAAUCAGUUGACUUCUCGAAAUCAUCUUCCUCUUCAUAUUCUUGUUCUCUCGAUAAACUUUAUGUUAGGGAUUGCAAGUCUAUCGUUGCUAUUGGUGGGAUUCCCUUGAUGCUUCAAUCGUUGGUGCUGAAGUAUUGCGAGAAGCUACAGGCUGUUGAAUUUGAUAACUCACCCUACUCCUCCAGUAACGAAAAGGAGAUUAUUUUGAAAAGUAGUGAUGCGGUGGCGUGCUCUUCCUCUUCCUCAUCAAUUAUGGGAUCAACAAGAGAAGCAGCAUUAGAUUAUGUUGCUUCUAUACAAGAUUCAGUGAAACCACUACCACUGUACGCACAGGCUCCAUCUGAACUUCUCCAUCUCACCAACUUACAUAUAGUAAGAUGUCCUAGUCUCAUAUCAUUACCACCUCUGCUAAUCCCGAGUUUAGAAGAGCUUCAGUUCUGGGAUUGUGAAAAUAUGGAAGGUCUUCCCACUGGGUUGCAUAAUUUUACCUCCCUCCGACAAUUAAGGAUUGUACGAUGCCCAAAUAUAAACCAGACGGUCCAAGAGUGGGGAUCACACGGUUUGCACCUCCUUCAUUCACUUGAUUAUCUUUACCUGAUAGAUGUAGGCAGCUGCGUAGACUCAACACACACUCUUUCUCUCCCGCCUUCCUUGUAUGAAUUAGGAAUCGAGGGUUUCCAAAAUUUGAAAUCCUUUGUUGGCAACUUCUCCUCGCUUCAGAAUCUCACACUAAAAGAUUGCCCAAAAUUUUGCUACUUCUCAGGAAUAGGGUGUUUACCCAGGAACCUGACUCAUCUUGUAAUUCAAAACAGUGUAAACAUAGAGAAGCCGAUACGGGAGUGGGGACUGCACCAUCUAACAUCUCUUGAAAGUCUUACAAUUUUCAAUUUGGACAGCUUCAUAGAUGACACAGUUGAGUGUAUCGCAGGUCCAGAUCUUUAUCUUCCCUCUUCCUUACGUACGUUAAGGAUCAAGGGUUUCGCAAAUUUGAAAUCUAUUUGUUAUUCCGCCCUUCCGAACCUGAACGAUAUCACCAUCAGAUGUUGCCCCAAGUUUGAAUCUCUUGGUGACAAUGGCCGUUCGCAGCUGAAAUACGUGCAUAUUUAUGACUCUGAUCAGCCACUCACUUUGUCACAAGGGUGUCUCCCUCGGAAUCAAGCUCUGCUGAAUAAAGGAGAAGAACUGCAGAAGCUCAAGCAACUUUUGAGUGAUGCGCAUGAGUUAACAAGGCAGUUGAAAGUUAUGAUUUCAUGA
Messenger RNA from Beta vulgaris subsp. vulgaris (sugar beet), 2946 nucleotides. Its product is annotated as putative disease resistance protein At3g14460. NCBI's taxonomy places the organism in Eukaryota, Viridiplantae, Streptophyta, Magnoliopsida, Caryophyllales, Amaranthaceae. Bases 1 to 2946 code for a protein of 981 amino acids. The transcript is spliced from 3 exons. The record is from RefSeq and is a predicted model, not a curated record.